Molecule: messenger RNA, 1437 nt
Organism: Aspergillus niger
Lineage: Eukaryota; Fungi; Ascomycota; Eurotiomycetes; Eurotiales; Aspergillaceae
Exons: 3
Coding region: 1-1437 (478 amino acids)
Biological process (GO): nucleotide-excision repair
Cellular component (GO): transcription factor TFIIH holo complex; transcription factor TFIIH core complex
Molecular function (GO): double-stranded DNA binding; ATPase activator activity
Source: RefSeq, a predicted model, not a curated record
AUGGCUGCCGCACCAUCUUCUCGUCCCUUUGAAUACCUCGAAAGCCUUGCUGGCACUGUCUUCUACAAACUUUACCAGCAGCCAUCAACGGCUCUCGCCAUUUUCAGGCGCAUGCUGCCUGAUCUGGCAAAAUGCUUUGUCAUGGCACUUCUCUACCUAAAGGAUCCGCUCCCCGCGGCGGAUCUGGAGGCUUGGGUUAAAUCGGAGAGCUUGAAAGAACGCGACAAUGCACUCUCCAUCCUAGGAAGACUGCAUAUUUUAUCCAACACUGUUACGGCGGAUAAUGUCCGCGCCUACAAAGUCACCGAUCCCUUCGCCACUUCAUUGCGACACGCUCUCACCGGCGCCGACCAAACACAAUCUUUUGGCGUCCUUUCACAAGUGCCUGCUGGCUCGGAAGUCUCGAUCCCCGAACUUGAUGAGUAUGCGCGACGACAGUGGGAAGGAGUGCUGGGAUACAUGGUCGGUACUGGAGGCAUGGGAGGUCCCCAAGUGACCCUCAGCAAAGGCGUGAAGGAGCUCCUGCAGGCGGGUCAUCUGGUCGAGAUCCGAGAUCGUCGCGUCGAAAUCACCCAGGAUGGGUUUGCCUUUGUCCUGCAAGAUGUCAGCACGCAGGUGUGGCAUAUCUUGAUUCUUUACGUCGAGAGCGCCAGCGCCAUCAAGAUGGACAGUGUCGAAGUCCUCUCGUUCGUGUUCCUUCUCAGCAGUCUCGAACUCGGAAAAUCAUAUGAAAAGAACCACCUCAGUUCGAAACAACUGCGCAUGCUGACCGACCUUGCCGACUUUGGUAUCGUCUAUCAAGAAUCGCCGGAUGCACCGCGUUUCUACCCCACCCGUCUUGCAACCACCCUCACGUCCGACUCCAGCGCCUUGAGCAACCCACUCUUGGGUUCCCUCUCCGGUCCUGCUGGCGAAGCCUCCAGCAAAGCGGGUACGGGCUUCAUCAUUAUCGAAACCAACUACCGUGUAUACGCAUACACCUCGUCUCCCCUACAGAUCUCCCUGAUUGCUCUGUUCACCACACUGAAAUACCGCUUCCCCAACCUCAUCACCGGCAAAAUCACCCGCCAAUCCGUCCGCCGGGCCGUCGAGAUGGGCAUCACCGCCGACCAAAUCAUUUCCUAUCUCUCUACUCACGCCCACCCGCAAAUGCGCAAGCACAACGUCUCCCGCUCGACCUCAAACCAGGCCGGGAUCCCCCCGUCAGUCCUCCCGCCAACCGUGGUGGACCAGAUUCGACUUUGGCAGCUGGAGCGGGACCGUGUCAAAGCUACGUCCGGAUUCCUUUUCAAGGACUUUGUCAGUCUGGCAGAAUACGAGGCGCCAUGUCGCUAUGCCGAAGAAAUCGGUGUUCUGGCAUGGAAGUCGGAUCGCAAACGCAUGUUCUUCGUGACGAGGCAUGAACAAGUGGCUGCGUUCUUAAGGAGCCGGAAAUAA